GGAGCCGGCGGCGGCGGGUUCCGGCUGGGCGGUGAGGCGGCGUUCUGGGAGCCCCUUUCCGUAAGGCUGAGGGGGUGGCGGCUGGGCCUCCUUCCCUCCCUGCUUCCCGGUGUUCUGAGGGGGCGCGGGGCGUCCGGCCGCUGCCGGGUUUGUCAGGGCGGGCAACUCAGGUAGGACGUGGAUCCAGACUGACGAGUCAACUAAGGACUGGCAGUUAUUUCUAGUUGGAAGAAACAGUGACAUUGGCUCAAAAUGAGUGCAAUGUUGGAAAGCCCUGAGCUGCCGGCAGUGUUUGAUGGGGUGAAGCUAGCUGCAGUUGCUGCUGUUCUGUAUGUUAUUGUUCGCUGCUUGAAUUUAAAAAGCCCAACUGCCCCUCCUGAGCUCAUUUACCAGGACUCUGCCUUGGCCCGCUUUCUACUCAAAUCCUGCCCACUUUUGACCAAAGAGUACAUUCCACCCCUGAUCUGGGGAAAGAGUGGACACAUUCAGACUGCCCUUUAUGGAAAAAUGGGGAGAGUGAGAUCACCUCAUCCGUAUGGACUUCGCAAGUACCUCACGAUGCCAGAUGGAGCAACAGCCACCUUUGAUCUCUUUGAGCCGCAGUCUGAGCAUUGCAUUGGAGAGGAUGUCACGAUGGUAAUCUGCCCUGGGAUUGCUAACCACAGUGAAAAGCAGUAUAUCCGCACUUUUGUUGACUAUGCGCAAAAAAAUGGGUACAGAUGUGCUGUCCUGAAUCACUUGGGAGCCUUACCAAACAUUGAGCUCACUUCUCCACGAAUGUUCACAUACGGCUGCACCUGGGAAUUUGGUGCCAUGGUUAAUUACAUCAAGAAGACGUACCCUCAGACCCAGCUAGUGGUUGUGGGCUUCAGCCUGGGUGGAAACAUUGUGUGCAAAUACGUGGGAGAGAGCCAGGCCAACCAGGAGCGAGUCCUCUGCUGUGUCAGUGUUUGCCAGGGGUACAGUGCACUGAGGGCACAGGAAACUUUCAUGCAGUGGGAUCAGUGUAGAAGAUUUUAUAAUUUCCUCAUGGCAGACAACAUGAAGAAGAUCAUUCUCUCUCACAGACAAGCUCUUUUUGGAGAUAACAUGAAGAAACCACAAAGCCUGUCAGAUGCUGAUCUGAGCAAACUCUAUACAGCAACAUCCCUUAUGCAGAUUGAUGAUAACGUUAUGAGGAAGUUCCAUGGCUACAGUUCCCUGAAGGAAUACUAUGAAGAAGAAAGCUGCCUACAUUACUUGCACAGGAUCUAUGUUCCUCUUCUGUUGGUUAAUGCUGCUGAUGACCCUCUUGUGCAUGAGAGUCUUCUAUCAAUUCCAAGAGCUCUUUCAGAGAAACGGGAAAAUGUCAUGCAUGUGCUGCCUCUUCAUGGAGGCCACCUGGGAUUUUUUGAGGGGUCUGUACUAUUCCCGGAACCUCUUACCUGGAUGGAUAAGCUUGUGGUGCAGUAUGCCAAUGCCAUCUGCCAGUGGGAGAAGACAAAGUCUCACUGCUCAGACACAGAGCAAGCUGUAUCUGGCCAGGAAUAAUUGACCCAAAGACUGGAUCACUUCGGUAUAUGUUCCCCCUUUGGGAACAUCUUGUUCCCUCACCUGCUGCUUCAGGUUUCCAUUCUCCUUGAUAUAUCCUAUGGCUGGGGUUUGAUUGCAAUGUUUUCUUCCAAAGUGGAGUUAAAGCAGAGGUUAAUAUCUGGUCAGAGCAUCUUUGCAUAUAUAGUCACGUGGGUUUGUAAUUUACUGCUCUGCUUGAAGAAUUAGGUUGCUUAGUGGCUUGUUACAGGGUUACUGAGCUAAAGACUGCUUGCUUUAAUAUAGCAGAAGCUUCAGAUGUCAAAAUCUCUUCACCUGCUGGUCAAACUUGAUCUGCAUUUUUUUAGGUGUAGAUGACAGGGUAACUAUGGCUCUGCUCUUCUCUGUCCCAGUGCUGGAAAAACCCUGUACCAAGCCACAAGCCAGUGAGUGGUUCGAUCUGUAAGCCACUAAAAUGUGGCUUGGAAAAACAAAUGCUUGACUGCAAGUGGAGUUCCAGCCUUGCACCAUCUCAAGGGAGCCUUUUACUUCCUAAGAAUGCACUUACACAAGUCAAUCAGUUUAAAAAUACUUAACUUUUCCAUGCUUCAGCUAUCUUUGGAUUGGGGUGUCUUUAUGCUGGGACUCAAGGUAGAGAAAAGCUGCAGGCUUGUAAUACCAGUUAAUGUUUCUGUGUAAACAUGUUCUCACACCAAGACUACAUCAUCUUUGCUUCUUUUUAAAUGUAGCCAUCUUUUUAGCACUGGAUUACUUUUUUUUUUGUUGUUGACCCAGGGCUUUUUAAAGCUGCUUCUGACUUCCAAAUGGAAACCCAUCUUCAGGAUCUUUGUGAGCUCAGUCUGUCUUUAAGAAUAUUUCAUAGAGAAUUAUGCACUCUGUUAGGGAUUAAUUUGUUGGGGAGGAAGGUAUCUAUUUAGAUUUGCUCCCUUUAUGUACCCUUAUGUCAAUCAUGAAAGUUCUUCCCCUUAGCUUUCAAAGCAUCAAGUGGUUUUUCAAAGCAUCAAAUGAUUUUGACACAUGACUUGCCUUACAGUUGAUGGAGAACAGGAUGUCUCUAGCCCUGUGCAACUAAAAUGAUAUCUUUGCAUGGCUAACUACUUCCAUAUCUAUGUGAAUAUUGUAGGAUUACUGGCUCCAGUAAGACACUGGGCUCUUCUUCACUUGAAUUCAUUUUCCACACCCAGACAUCCUCUUCUAGUUUUAAUGCGCAAAGUGAAGUGUGAAAGCUGUUUGCAGGAAAGAUGCCUACUUGCUUGUGCUUCUCCCUCAAGUGGCUGUUACAGUCUGUGCCAAGAUGGUUAUUAAAGACUCUAGUCUAUCCCCUGGAAGGAAAGUUGUCCCAUGACAAUCUGGAGACUGGAACUUUGGUCAAUCUUGCUUUACUGUUUGUUCUGUCAAUAUUGUAGUCUCUCAUUAGUCCAUCCUUAGGUCUUCUUUAUUAGUGUCAGUGAAGUUCUUUUCCUGUCACACUUCACACAUCAAUUAGCACUUUAUUGCUUCAGCCUUGGUCUGCAUUCCAGACACUUUAUGGUUUAAGGGUGAAACAAGCUGCAAGACUUCAGUCUGAUAAUAUAGGGGAACAAGCCUUCUGGACUGACCUGUUCUUGAACUUCAGUAGGUUAGAGAGGUGGGAUUUUCUUUUAAUAAAGCAAUAAUUAACUAUUGUAGCAAAGGUGCAUUAUCAUAUCAGGAAAUUCUUUUCAUUUGCCUUAGGCCAGAUACCCUGGCCUGUUACAAUGAACUGUGGAUAUCUGCACGUUCUCCUUGUUAGUAAAUCCAGGUUUCCUUUUUUCUUCAAAGAAAAGAUGUGACUAAGUAAAGCUAUAGCAAGACUUGGCCAUGCUUGUGGUUGUUCCUUAAGAACUAUUUUAGGGCAUCAGUUAGCAAGGAUAUUCUUAACUGAUGGAUAUCUUGUCUCUGUGUUGUUAUCCUCUUAUUCAUACUGCAUCUGUAUAUCACUAGAAUCUGUCAUAAGAGACAUUUCAGAUUUUUGCUUAAGUAGCUGUUCAUGUAAUAUUCAUUGGAUAUGACUUAAAUAUCUUCAACAGAAGUGGAGCGUAAACAACACUUGUACACAUCAAAUAGAUACAGUAUAAAUUUAGUUGUGUAGGGGGAUAUGGUUUUUAUCUCCAGUGGGGUACAACUUUAGAAGUGUUUUGACUUUCAUAGUAUACUACAGCUGUAACUUACACAGGUCAUGGCUGUCUGCCUUGAAACAAAACUGCCCAUCCCAUUCUUCAUGUGUCCUUCCUCAAUCCUGCUUUGCUGUGCUGAGUAUCAACUUCAGACAGCUCUAGGGGAACAGAAGUUGUCUUUCGUUCCAACACCACUGUUGAGGUGAAGAGCCCAUCAUAUGACCCAGCAUGUGGAUACCUAUGAAAGCAAGGUCAGUGUGCAUCUGACCUCUUUUGAGAACAAAAUAUCUGCCUUCCUUAUCUCGAGAACAUUAUCAAAAGCAUGUGUGCUCUGCCCACCUCCCCAAGUGGCUGAAGCUCUGUCUUCCUCCCCAGGACCCCAGGCUGGCAUAAUAGUUCAGUUGUUGACUGCCACAGAACACGAAAGCCAGGAGUGUGAGAACUGACUGGGUAAUGUCUGGGAAGAUUAAUGCUGAGGCAAAGCAAGUGUUUUGCCUCUGCUUUUUGGCCAAGUCAAGCCAGUUCCUCUGAAAGCAGAGCUUCAUCAUGGGAAGCUUUUUCCUGGAAAAAAUUUUCCUCCUUCCAUUUUGUAAAGAUCAUUCUUGAUGGACCAGGCUUUCAAACAGGGUUUUCUAUUUCUUGAGGUGUGAGGGAAAUUACCUUCUUGUCAAAUCUACCUUAGUUUUAAACUGAUUUUAUUACAGUAGAUGGCCAGUCAAUCCGUGACCCAUUUUUAAGCAAGUCUCCUAAAAUGAGGUGAGCACCUGGGCAGUUCUUAAAGGAGCAGGAGCUGUAGCUUUGCCUAAUUAAGUAGAAAUUCUUUUUUUUUAAAGUUGCAAUGUCUUCUCGAGGAAUACUCCUUCCUGCCCCCAACCCAAGCCUUCAUACUUCAGAAGUGCUGGUGCUGUGGACUUUCUGAAACUCUCAACUACAGAACCAGUAUGGGUCUCUGUCUUGCUCUUUUGACCUGCUUUUGGACUUGAAUCUACAGCUGUUCAAACCACUUGUGACUUGAUAACUAAUUCCUAGCCUCUUUGGGGAAAAAGAGCUUUUGUCACGGCUUGCUUGUGCAAGGUUUCUGGAGCUGAGGUUCAGCUUACUAUACGUGUUGUGGGUGGAAGCAGUGAGGGAUAAAAAAACCUAUUCUCUCCAUCUUGCCCAAUUUGAUGCUGCUUUCAAAGCCAGACUCAUGGUGUCUGACUUACAGCAGUAACUUAAGGAUCUUAGUGAAGUAGGAGAGGAGAAAGUUAAGCUGCUGCGCAUGUUAUCUACAGACCUUCAGAGAAAGGAAUUGUGUAUUAAAUCUUGCUGCUGACAGUGACUGGCAACUGCUAUUUAGUGCUAGUACCCCAAGAUGCACGGGACUUUGUCCAAUCCUCAUCUGCAAUACUCUUCUCUCCCAAAAAUAAGGCAGUAGUAGUCUUGUGAUAGGGGCAGCUGGUUUUCAUUUGCCCAGUGAACAAAAUGUUAAAUGCAAUCUGAAUUUUUAAGUCUUGGAGGUGAAGGUGUCUUUUUUUCAUCUCUUGUCAAGACACAUGAGACUGUUGAAGUGUGUACUUGUAGAUCCUUACAGUAUAGUCUGAUAUUGCAGUUCAAGAUUACAGUAUGAUGAAUCUGUCAUGUGCUCUGUUUCAUUUCAAACUGGGAUUAGAAAAAGCAUUAGCAGAGUUCUUCUCCAGGUAGUCUCAUGUGGCAUACACACCUCUUUCCUGUCACUGGAUGUAAGUAGCAUGUGAACAUAAACCCCAAGGACACUCUCAAUCAGAAAGCAAGUUGCAGAUCUGUUACUCUUUGAUGGUUAGGCUAGUCCAACCAUCACCUUUGUCAGUGUCUGGAGAGAUCUGAAGACUGUAGGUGAGCAGCUGGGACUUGCUCUUACUGAACCCAAGGAACCUGCAGCUACAUCAGAUCUGCCAGAAUUUUUAAUGGUCCCUUGGUUAGCUUCUAAAUUGAAAGUCUUUUCAAGUGGGUCUGACAGUGUUGUAGUAGUACUGUAAAGACAGACACUUGAACUUCCCUGCAGUCUUUUUCCUGAGUGCUUUUCUGCAGUUCUUGUUUAUGAAGAUCUAGGUUACAAAGACAGGGCAUUAAGCAAAGAUGUUGGGAACUGCUAGCUCCAGUACUGAAUUUAGCCAAGCUACCUGUGUCUCAUCUGUCCUGGGUCUGUCACAAGUUCCUAGACCACUGCCCUCUGACACAUGGUGCCUUGCCCUUUUUCUCUUCCUCCCUUGACAUCAGUAUAUCUAGAGACUUCAGUAACAGCUCUGUCAGAACUUUUGGGGCUUUGCUUUUUAGUAAAUGAAUUUUCAGACACUAGGUAGUGGGACAUCUCUGGCAACAUACACUGUACGGGUGUGUGCUGCUUUAAAGGACCUUUGUGGGCAGCCAACAACUAGCUAGUCUAUUUCAAAGCUUAACAUAAAAAUGUAUAUAAGCAGUAGAUCAUUUUCAGCUCUCUGCUCCUCUAGCAGUAAUAAUUGAGUCAUAGAAGGAGGGUUUGCUUUGCUUAAUGUAUGACUUGUUACCUUACAAUCCCAAAGUUCUUGUGUCUAUUAAUUUUCCAGCAGCAUAGCUGGAGGUAGAUUGCCUAAGUGACUACAUCUCAAAAGAAAGAGCAGAAUAGCAACUUGAUGAUUUAAUUGCCAAACAGUUUAGUCAGCUGGACUGCUUCCAAGUUUUUCUAGAAAUAUUAUGCCUGUCUGGCGCUUGGUGAAAUUCUUCACAGCCUUUUUCCAGGAGACCAGAAAAGGCCCUGGCCUUGUGCUGCAUUUAUAAGUCGUUUGUUGUGAAGAGCAUCUUGUUUCUGGCUUGAGUCAUGUUCUGUGGGUCUCUUGGUUGGGUAGGUCCCGGAGCCACAGUGACUCAAAGCAGUGUCUCCUUCAUGGCUUCUAGGUGAAAAGCAAACAGCCCUUCUUGGUGUGAGGACUUUCUGAGUUUUCUUCAAGCUUAGAAUGCCUCAGAGCAACGCCAGCCCAAGAGAGGGAUGCCUUGUAACUGGACCCCUUUUAUCACCAGGAGUGUCUGUUAUACUGGCCUGGACUUUCUCAGUUGUUGGGGGAGUUUGAGGAUAAGUGACACCAAUGAGUCAAAGCAGUUCCCAGCUUUCCAUGCUGUGGAGGAACGGUUUCUAGGGUUAUCCUGAACCGUUGCAUUCUGAACAGCUGUAUUCUUGGUUUUGCUGGUUAAUCAAUGGACACAAACACUGCAAUCCGGGGCAGCAUUUACCAGGUUGGAUCUGCUAGUAUUGAACAGCUUUUUUCAAGUCUAUCUGAUAACACUCUCCAAAAGUUCCAGCCCCUCAUCACUUGUGGAUAAAACUUUUCUUUCCUUCUCACCCAAUGGCCUUGCCUAACCCAGGUAGUUUUAAUGCCAGUAAGUAGCCCGAUCCCCCAAGGUGGCUCUACACAAAGCCUUUUUGUUUCUGUCUGAAUGAUAAGCUCGCAUUGUUUCUCUCUGGUCACGCAAGAGCUUUGAUUAGAUACAGAACUUUCUUCUAGGAUCUCUACUGUAGCUCUAUUGGGAUGUUGACCCUUCUUAUGGAUCCUGACAACUGGGAAGUCUUAAAAUAAAAAAUCCAAACAAAAUCUGCUUGAGUUUAAUGUAACUAAACCCUACUGCUUAGCCCAAGUCAGCAGCUUUCCGAAAGAGCGUGUUUCCUCAUUGUGUUACUUGACAGCUUGACCAUAAUUCCCAGUUGACAGUUCACUAGACAUUUUUCUUGAGAAAGCAUAACCUCUUUCUCUGAAAAUCCCAAGCUGAAGAGGUGUGUGGAAAGCUCAAGAGCAGACCUGUGCCCUUCUCGUUUUGCCCAUGCAGCUGUUAGAACAGGCUAAGUGACUUCUAGUGUUCUUGGUGAGCAGUUUACCAUGAAGAUACUUUCAAAUUGGCAAAAUUAUACUCUGGAACCACCUCUAAAUACUGCCCUGGAAGAGCUUGUAUACUGAGACACCCUCCCUGCUACCAUGUUCUGAGUCAGAUUCUCUGGAGCUGACAGCUGCAGGGGCGAUGAUUUGCAACUAGCAAUGCAAUUUUUCUAUAUCUGCUGAUGUUUACCUUUAAAAUUAUAUAUAUAAAUAUAUAUAAAACAAUGUCUCUGAUUUUUUUUCUUUCAAUUUUUGUUCUUCUGUGUGGUGUAAAAUGGAGGUCAUUGUAAAACAAAAUGUAAUUUUGUUAUCUUUGAUUCAGUGGGAUUUCUUUAUUUAAAAAUAAAGGACUUAUUGAAGUCAGUGCUA
Molecule: messenger RNA, 7897 nt
Organism: Tyto alba (common barn owl)
Lineage: Eukaryota; Metazoa; Chordata; Aves; Strigiformes; Tytonidae
Gene: ABHD2
Product: abhydrolase domain containing 2, acylglycerol lipase
Exons: 11
Coding region: 253-1530 (425 amino acids)
Biological process (GO): steroid hormone receptor signaling pathway; sperm capacitation; medium-chain fatty acid catabolic process
Cellular component (GO): sperm flagellum; sperm plasma membrane
Molecular function (GO): acetylesterase activity; monoacylglycerol lipase activity
Source: RefSeq, a predicted model, not a curated record